Molecule: messenger RNA, 594 nt
Organism: Prunus mume (Japanese apricot)
Lineage: Eukaryota; Viridiplantae; Streptophyta; Magnoliopsida; Rosales; Rosaceae
Product: Glycosyl hydrolase family 35 protein
Source: RefSeq, a predicted model, not a curated record
GGCGUAAUUGCAUAUAUUUCUACAUGAUGAAGGCUUCUGGGUUUUGGGUUUUGGUUUUGCUGCUUGGAACAUUUCUAGUACUAGUCCUUAAUGUCUCUAGCAGCAGAAAUGGCUGUUCUUAUCCAGAUUUUGUCUUCAACCACACUGGUGAUGGGCCAAAAAGGAUAGCUAUAAGUAGGAAGCUCAAGGAGACUGGCUACACUCCAAGCACACAGAAGAAAGGCAAUGUGAGAAAUGUGAAUCUGGAUGACUAUCACCCCAUUGAUCCUUCUCCAAGUUCAAAAGCUUCCAUAAAGCCGGGUCCGAUUGAGCACGGCACGCCUAUAAUCCCAUACAUUCCAAAGCCUUUACCUCCUGCUCAACCCAGUCCUGGUGCCACUCCUUAGCCUCCUCAUGACAUGUUCCUCUAUUGUGUCUGUGCAUGCUAGAAUCUUUAUGUUAAUUUCAACUUAGUAGUUGUCAUCAUAACGAGCUUCCAUGCAUAUAUGUUGUGUGUAUAAUGUUCAUGCACGAAUUCAGACUUCUGUGCAUGCCCUGUACUUGUUUGCGUUUUGUCAUCAGAUGAAGUUCUCGUGUCUUUGACAACCUUAAAAA